CGGCUCCCCUGACGUCACCCGCAAGGCGGAAGCGAAGCCGCUGGUGGCGGAGAGAGGCGGCCAUCAACACCGGCGAGCAGGAGCCCCGCAGGUUCAGAUCCCGGCGAGAGUCCGUCUGCGGCUUCCCUACAGCGUCCGUUCGCGGCCGGCAUAUCCGCGGGGGUGGGGUGGGCAGCCAUGGAGCCUCAUGGGAGAGAGGAGCCCAGGGGCCCCGUGCUGCACAUAGUGGUUGUUGGCUUUCAUCACAAGAAAGGCUGCCAGGUUGAGUUUUCCUAUCCACCUCUGAUCCCAGAAGAGGGCCAUGACAGCAGCAGUUUGCCUGAAGAGUGGAAGUAUCUCCCAUUCUUAGCAUUGCCUGAUGGAGCCCACAAUUACCAAGAAGACACUAUCUAUUUUCACUUACCUCCUCGAAGUGGUGACAGGAAAUGUGUUUAUGGUGUAUCCUGCUACCGGCAGAUAGAGGCCAAGGCCCUGAAGGUUCGUCAGGCAGAUAUCACCAGAGAAACGGUUCAGAAGAGCGUGUGUGUUCUUAGCAGACUGCCAUUAUAUGGGUUACUACAAGCCAAGCUGCAGCUCAUCACCCACGCCUACUUUGAAGAAAAAGACUUUUCUCAGAUAUCUAUUUUAAAGGAGCUGUAUGAACACAUGAAUGGCUCUUUGGGGGGGACAGCCCUGGAGGGAUCCCAGGUGUAUCUCGGUUUGUCUCCUAGAGACCUGAUACUUCAAUUCCGACACAAGGUCUUAAUUCUUUUUAAGUUGAUUCUGUUGGAGAAAAAGGUUCUGUUUUAUGUGUCACCGGUCAAAAGAUUAGUCGGAGCCCUGAUGACUGUCUUAUCUCUAUUUCCUGGCAUGAUUGAACAUGGGCUUGCAGACUCUUCACACUACAGACCGAAAAGGAGCGUAUCCGAAGACGUCGGCCUCUUCGAAGGCGUUGCCGGCUCCGAGGAAUACGUUUCCGUCUCCGUUUCGGACGCUUUCGGCAGCGCCGGUGCCGAGAGCCGCGGAGAGCGGCGGGAGACCGCGGAGGAGCGCCCGAGGGAGGCUGGCCGGACGGGGCAGCCCGCCCCACAGCCACGGGGACAGGAGGAGACACCGCAGCCUCCCGACGGAGACAACCACCGCCUGAAACCUCCGUCUCGCACUUCUCCGGAGUCCUCGGAGAGCGACUGGGAAACCCUGGACACCAGUGUUCUCGAGGAAGGUGCCGCCAAGGAGGAAGAGGACAGGGAAACUGCCGAGCUCCUGGAAACCUUUGACCCCGAGCUGCCAGGCCUCCCGAUCACUGUCCAGCCGCAGUCCAACACGGGGCAGACCGUCCUCAUCCCGGGCUUGAUCUCGGGGCUGGAGGAGGACCAGUAUGGACUGCCCUUGGCCAUCUUCACUAAGGGGUACCUCUGCUUGCCCUACAUGGCUCUACAGCAGCACCACUUGCUCUCAGACGUGGCUGUGCGUGGAUUUGUCACGGGCGCAACAAACAUCCUGUUCCGACAGCAGAGGCACCUGAGCGAUGCCAUUGUUGAUGUUGAAGAAGCCCGGAUCCAGAUCCAGGAUCCGGAGUUGAGGAAGCUGCUGAGCCUCACCACGGCUGAUCUGCGCUUUGCGGACUACCUGGUGAAACACGUCACGGACAACCGGGAAGACGUGUUCCUCGAUGGCACUGGGUGGGAGGGGGGCGACGAGUGGAUCAGGGCUCAGUUCUCCCUCUACCUCCACUCACUUCUCUCUACCACUUUACAGCAAGAUAACGAAAAGAUGCUGGCAGACUUCGGCUCUCCCUUCAUUGCAGCCUGGAAAAUCUCGCACAAUUACCGAGUGUGGCACAGCAACAAGCACCCUGCGAUGUCCGAGGUCACCCCUGGCCAUCCAUUCCAAGGACAAUACAGUGUUGCAGAUGUGAAACUGAGAUUCUCACACUCUGUGCAGAAUAGCGAGCGUGGCAAGAAGAUUGGCAAUGCUGUGAUAACCACCAGCCGGAGUGUUGUGCAGACGGGGAAGGCAGUAGGCCAGUCAGUCGGGGGGGCCCUCACCAACGCGAGGUCCGCAAUGUCGUCCUGGUUUUCCACCCUCGCUCAGCCGGCCGUGGUGCCGGCAGCCGCGGUCCCUGAGCAGCAGGCGGGCAAGCAGUGACGCCGGGCCGGGAACGCGGAGGCGCACCGAGAUAACGGGUGUGUGCCCGUCCUUGAACAGUACAUUCCACAUCAGUUUUACUCCCAGGGGCAGGACCGGUGACAUGAAGGAUUGUGGGAUCAGAAUACCGUGCGCGAUAAAUGCACCAAGUGGGCGUGGCUCUGCUCCAACCCCCACCUCCCACCCACCCCCGAGAUAUCCGCUGCUUUCCUAGGACUGACAGAGCAUGAAGAGACGACCACAACAUGAUCAUGCAUAGUUAAGCUACCAGUUUCACCUCUAGGGUAGUGUCCUGUUUGUGCUGCAUUUGCGUUCAUAGGAACAGAUGGACGCAAGAGUCCUGGGAGGGUUAUUUCGAAUCCUUCAAGAUGAUAAAUCUUCUCGUAAAGUAGGGAGAACUGUAAAAAUGUCAAACGUUGAAUCAACAAAAGCGUUGUGGGGGGGAAAUCACAAGCCCUUGAAAGUUUUUUUUUUUUUUUAUGCUGUGUUCCAGCAUCACUCACUGUGCUGAGCACAUAGAAUUUGGUAAUUAAAAGCUGCUGCUUUCCCAAACUACACUACAGUUUUGUAGGCAGACCUUCAGAAUUCCCGUACCAUGCAUCAUGUCCCACGCAUGUUUUAACAGGCGAACUGAUUUACAGUAUAAGGCCAGGGUGUACUUUUUUUUGCAUAUACAUGUGUUUUGCUCCAUUGCAACAAGUAUACAGUAUGAAAUUUUAAUGAGUUUAAGGAAUGACUUAGUCAAUUAAAAUAUUUAUUUUUGAGUACUUUGGACAGUGUUUGCAAAAGCAGUACUGAGAUGAAACAAUACUGGCCAUGAAAAGAAAAAUCAUUAUGAUGUUGUUGACAACAGCAGGAAAUUCACACUGACAUUUUAUUGAACAUACAUGAAAUGGGUACGUUCGUGUCCCCAUCCACUUUUAUAGACCAAACUAGCUUGUACCUCUUCAAAGCUCUCCCAUACUUGGAUACCACUGUUGUCCCAGCUCACCCCACAAGUCUCCUUUGGGGCUGAAGUCUGGCGGGCAGGACAUCCCCAACAUAGCCGUCACUUUCUCACCCCGUCGCAAAGCUGACUCCCACACGAGCAGCAUGAGGCCUGGAGUACGGUCGUGUCAGGAAGGGCAGUAGGUGAGGCUGGAGGACGUGAUCAGCGUUGCACCGUGCAGUCAAUGCUUGGAUCAGCUCAGACGCAAUUAGAAAAUGGGAUCCAGAGCAUGCAGUGCAGAAUGCUCUCGCAAAACUGCCCCGCCUGAAUUUUAUGCGGUUUUAUAAAACGAGCGGUUUUGAAAAUGAAUUCAAUCUUUCCUUAUCUGCUCAUUUACAGUUUACUUUUACCUGUAGUCAUCAAUCACUACCUGUAGUCAUCAGUCACCUGUAGUCAUCAAUCACUACAGGUGGAGCUCUGUAGCGACUGGAGACUCUUGCCAAGCCCAUCACACUCGGCACGCGACAAGCAGUGGAUUUUGGUAUCUUUCUGCAUUUUUAUUUCUUGCUUUUCACCUGGCUUGACAUUCAACAGGUUAAAUCACCUCAUCGGCUGUUCCCAGUCAACUCUCCUAAACUAAAUCAGCUAGCGUACUGCUUAUGCAGCAUUACAUCCUACCACAGCCAGUCACGAACGAUCAAUUAAUCAAAACAACGUCAAGACACUCAGUCAGUAUCCAGAAUAUGUCUACUUUCAUUUUAUCUUUAAACACACAAGCAUUCACAUGCAUGAAUAGGGUGAUAGGUGUCCUUUGAUGCUCAGUGCAUUACAUAUUUCUUGCCGGAAUGCUUGGAUCAGCUCAGACGCAAUUAGAAAAUGGGAUCCAGAGCAUGCAGUGCAGAAUGCUCUCGCAAAACUGCCCUGUCUGAAUUUUAUGCGGUUUUAUAAAACGAGCGGUUUUGAAAAUGAAUUCAAUCUUUCCUUAUCUGCUCAUUUACAGUUUACUUUUUACAGAUGAUCAGUAUUUAAAGAUAGUUUUUGAAGCAUAAUUUUAUGCGAUCCAUUACUGAUUUUCCUUUCUGCCGACAUCAUUGGAAGACACGCAGGGUUGGUGUUGGAGAGGACCAAGACGCACAGUAUCAAUGGAGAUUCACUGGUCUUUGCUGUGUUAUAAUCAGGAACUAUGUCACCUUAAAGACUGUAAUGGAGAAAAAAGUCUUGCAUGUCUUUCUUUUCACUUACAUUGCACUAAUCUUCAAGAAAGGCGUGGGGAAAAGGUGUACUAAGUUCAACAGGUUUAUCUAACAAAGGCUUUUGUUUAGGUUUAGAGUGCAGUAUGAGCUCUAAAACCUGGAAUUUCAGGCUUUUUUACUAAUGUACUAAUAGUAGCUCUGGAGUGGUCUGAGUACUUGCAGAAAUUUGCAGAGGGCAGGUUGUUUUCUGCCCAGUGCUGACUCUAUAGUUGCCUAGGUGUGUGGAGCACUGAAAAAACUCAUCUAUCACUAUGAAAAAAGUGACACCUGGAUCAAUAGCAUGUGGUCUCAAAGAAAACUCGGUGUGUAAAUUCUGUUUUCCAGGAUGGGAUUAAAGAGUAUGUUCGUUGAGCAAUAUGCUAAAUUGAGGCCACUUGGAGAGACAUUAAGCCAAUAGUCAGUCCCAGCAAAUUAUUUAAAUAGUUCAAAUGUCUCAUUACAUAUCGUAACUUAAUCAGUAAAAGUCAUUUAAGUCACAAGUGAGGACUUGUAUAUCCAGAGGAGGCCCAUAUCAUGGAUGUUGUUGGCCUCCUGUGACCAGGGCCUGACCACAGUUCCUCAGGUGGCAGUGCACAAUUGGCCAAACAUCAAUUGGCUCAUGUGGCUCGUCAAUGGCAAGCGUAUUCAUGGCUGCUGGCUAAGUUAUAGCGCCCCCUGAGUUUCAAUCUGAUGUUUUACCAGGGAGAACUGUCCUUCCUCUGAGGGCUUAGUGGCAGAAUUAGAUGGUGCCCAUUUUAUUGGAAAUAAAAUAAUAAAGCAGAGUAAAGACGAUACAAGAUACUGCUAUACCGAUAAGAAAAUGUCCUUUAUCGUAGUGAUAUUAACUUACUAGUAAAAGUGAAAGCCUUGCUUAUAAUGAAACCCACAUAUGGUAGGUAAAGUACAGUAGUGUAAGAAACAAAACCAGCUUGAGCAGUCAUGCUUUAAGAGGCUUUUUUUUUACUGUUUUUUUUUCUUUCAAGGCAUAUUGCAUUCCUGCACUAAAGGUCUGUUAGUCAGACGUGUCACAGGAUUUUAUAUCACUUAAGUGAGAGCAAGUGAGAACUCAAACCAUGAAAUAGCUUAUCAAUGAAGGUGAGAACAGUGUAGCAGCUUACAUUUGUUUUGGAAUGGGAGGGCAGUCCAAGGUGUUCAAACAUCAACAUUGAGUCCCUGCAAUGUUCUGCGGACUGCUUUGACAACACUUUGGAACAACUUUUAAUUACUGCCACCUGGAACACAUAAUUGCACACAGAGACAAAAAUAUUCUUACGUAUAUUUGAUCUGUAUCCGUGUAUUUGAAUUAUUCUUUAUCACUAACAAUUUGUAUUUGUUAUUGACUUUUUAAGGCUAACACAGCUUUCCGAUUAGCACAGGCAUGAGGUUUGAUCUUAAAUUCACUUUGUAAAUGUAAAAAGAUGCAUAAUGGUUUUCAUGUCUCUUUGAAGCCUUGUGGUGAAAUUUCAGGGUUUAAAAUUCCUGUGUCUCCCAGUAUGUCCUAUAUAUAAAUCAUUAAUGUUUGAUUUUUUUUUAUAAAAUUGUAUGUUUUUCUGUAUUUAUUUUUGUUGUUCCUGUUGUUGACAUCAGAUGAAUUUGAAGUAUCAGAAAUCCAUGACCGUUUUAAAAGUUCUAAUAUUGUAAAUGGAUGUUUUAAUGUAUGAAUAUAUUAUAAAUGUGAAAUGUCUUGACUUCACCCAAAAGAGUUCUAUAUGCUGACAGUUUGUUUUAAAGUCUUAAAGAAAGAAAAGCUAUAUAUUGCAUUGCACACUAUAUUAAAUGAUGAACUGUA
Messenger RNA from Lepisosteus oculatus (spotted gar), 6076 nucleotides. RefSeq names its product AVL9 homolog (S. cerevisiase) (gene avl9). Lineage: Eukaryota; Metazoa; Chordata; Actinopteri; Semionotiformes; Lepisosteidae. The record is from RefSeq and is a predicted model, not a curated record. Gene Ontology annotation, cellular component: cytoplasm.